AUGUCAGCCAGUACUAUCCCGAUACCACGCGACCCAACCGAUGACGAGGCUCUUGCCUUGUUCAGGGCCAUAGAGGAGAAGUUCCCAUCGCAGUCACUUGGAGAUGACAAGUGGUAUGUUCUUCUGCUCGCGGCGAUGGUAGGCGGCGGGCAGCCGGGCUUCGCGCCUCUGCUCUACAAGGAACUCAUCAAGCGACCCGAAUGCCAAACACCCGAAAAGCGUCAGGCGUUGAUGCGGAGGAUACGAGAGACACUGUUCAAGCUCAUCGUCAUCGUGGGCGUGUGCAAGCCGUUGGAAGCCAUCUUCGACAUCGAUGCCAUCACAAGGCCAGAGGACAAGGAUUAUACAUUCUCUAGAGAGGGAUGGCAGUGUGACGAAGCGAACUCAAAACGUGAUUGGACGAGCAAGCAAAUCACCUACGGCCUCUAUCUAUCCGAUCACAGCAUCCUCAACGACGUCGAGACCGAGCUCACCGUACUCAGCGGCAUCAUGAUACAAAAUCUGCCGAGAGAGACAGCCUGGCAUUUGCGCGGGACAAGGCGCAUCGGCGUCAGUAAGGAGGACGUGGAGACAGUCCAGCAAUGUCAAGAUCAAGACGACAUCACAACAGCAACAUUGUCUCCAUCGCUUCGGCAAUGGGCACACCUUCCCGAGGAGCUGAAAAUUUAUGUCUUAUGCUUUAUCGUUGGUGACAUUCCUGAAAGCCCCGUGCCAGACAGUAACUAUACAGUCAUCUUCCGCAAACAUAUGGAACCUAUCUAUGAGGUGCGGAACAAGGAACUGUACCGGCUGGCCCGGACCGCUUACUACAACAAAAAUGUCUUCGAAAUCUGUAUCGAGGAGAAACCGUCUCAUUCGUCUCAACGAGUCACCUUUCGUUACCCUCCUGCAGAAAUAGCAAGCAUGAUUCGGCACUUACGCGUUACCGUUAAGGCUUACACCAUGGAUGUUUCACGACUGGAACAUAUACUACUGUGCAAUUCGCAACCCUUGGCCUUUAUGCUGCAGGCAACAAGGCCCUUAUUACAAUCGAACGAACUGGGCCUGCCUUUACCAAUCGUGAGAUCGAGAUGGCUCAUGACGGCACCCCACGACAAUGCCUGGCAAACUGGAUUCACGAACCUGCAUACUCUGAAGCUCAGCUUCCACUUUUUUGAUGAUGACAAUCUCACAGAAGGCGAUGAAGACUGUUGUAUGUCGCCUGACUUGAUAGAGGAAACGAGAGCGUGCUUAGCUGACACAAAGACGUUGUUCAAGGCAAAGGAGGUGGAACUUGACUUGACGCUGGAAUGCCACAAUAGCAUUGCGAGUGUCUAUUGCAAUAAGCACGCCGAUAUCAUUGAACACUGGAAGCUACUGGCAACUACUGGCAACGACAACGAAGACGCAUGA
Messenger RNA from Alternaria infectoria, 1392 nucleotides. RefSeq lists its product as uncharacterized. The coding region runs from base 1 to 1392 and encodes 463 amino acids. The transcript is spliced from 5 exons. NCBI's taxonomy places the organism in Eukaryota, Fungi, Ascomycota, Dothideomycetes, Pleosporales, Pleosporaceae. The record is from RefSeq and is a predicted model, not a curated record.